This is a messenger RNA of Phragmites australis (common reed), 1144 nucleotides long. RefSeq lists its product as uncharacterized. NCBI's taxonomy places the organism in Eukaryota, Viridiplantae, Streptophyta, Magnoliopsida, Poales, Poaceae. The record is from RefSeq and is a predicted model, not a curated record. The coding region runs from base 499 to 897 and encodes 132 amino acids. The transcript has a single exon.
ACGCGGGCGCCGUAGAAAGCGUAGAUAAUGCGCGCUCAUGCAUGUGGCCGGCCAGUUUGACCCGCCCGCGGAUCCACCGAUCUAGGGGCCGCGCCACAUGCUCCGCCGUCGCUUUCGAGCCAAGCUGGAACAGCGGAGGGCAGCAACCACCGGGCUCAGAAAGACCUCGCUCGCUCGUUGCCCAGACCACCCUUCCCCGUACCCGUAGUGAUCCACUGAUCCCAAUGAACACUAACUACCAGAGCAUUACAAUUAUCCUCAGUCAUUCAUCAUCUCCAAUUCCACUGCCUACCUGCUGCUCCAACGAAUCCCAACUAAUAUUCCGCCAAACAAAGCAAGGAGAUGUACUUGGGGUCGCAUCAUAAGAGGGUGGCUGAGGGCCAAGGCGGCCACACCAUAGGGCUCUUCUUACCUUGCUAGUUGCUAGACACCUUUCUCGUAGGCUAGUCGUAGUGUGCUAGACUAGUCCGAGCUAGCCAGUUCGGCGGCCGGCCGGUCAUGGGAAGGGCAGUGGUGGUGCCGGUCCUCGUGAUGGCGAUCAUCGCCAUCGUGGCGACGACGGCCGCGGCGGUAAACGCGGAGGUGAAGUGCGGCGGGUGCUCGCCGUGCGGCACCACCGACUGUCCCGUGCUGUACCCAUCCCCGCCUCCGCCGGCGCUGCCGCCUCCACCACCGUACUACUACUACAGCCCACCGCCGCCCGCGACCUACCCCGGGGGGUCGUACUGCCCGCCGCCGCCGGGGGCGUACAUCCAGAUCGGGAGCACGCCGCCGGGCAAGGGGCCGCUGUACCCGCAGGACCCCGGGUUCAUGCCGUCCAGCGCUUCGCGGCGUGCGACGACCCGCGCCGUCCCGUUUGCCUUCGCUGCGUUGGCGAGCGUAUGGGCCUUCUUGUGAUCUGCAUUCACUGGACGGCGAGCGUCUCCGGUAAGCAUAGCGACGGAGUUGAUCGUGCCGGCGUUCCACGGAUUUUCCAGUGUAUUUAUGCUUGCACCUUGUAAUAAUUCUCACCGGCCAUAUGUUCUGUAGUUGAUCUUGCAAAGUAUCAUGCAUGUUUUUUUUAGUUCUUUCUGGUUUAGAAUAUUCACUUGUAAGAAAUGAAACGCGAAUUAAGCAGAAUGUGGAACUAGCAGGUCAUUUCAUA